Populus nigra (black poplar) is the source of this 1842-nucleotide messenger RNA. RefSeq names its product pentatricopeptide repeat-containing protein At5g46100. Lineage: Eukaryota; Viridiplantae; Streptophyta; Magnoliopsida; Malpighiales; Salicaceae. The record is from RefSeq and is a predicted model, not a curated record. The coding region runs from base 284 to 1720 and encodes 478 amino acids. Gene Ontology annotation, molecular function: protein binding. The transcript has a single exon.
GGACGCAGACUAAAAUUACCCAUUAACUCAAAAUCAAAAUUCACGCACAGACAAAAGAACCUCUCUUGCAUUUCUCAAGCACAGAAACAGAACCAUAAAAUUGCUUUCCAUUUCCCUCUUUCCAACUUUUUUUUAUCUUAAGAGGCCAUUUGCAGGUUUCUCUGAAAACCUGCUAAAAAUACUUUUGUAUCCCAAGAAUUCACUCUAUUUUCCAGCACUUCUUACCUGCACACCACCUGUUUGAUAAAACGCUGAAAAGAAAGUGAAAAGUGAACUAGCAGCGAUGGGCGUGAAAACAUUGCUUAAAUGGUCAAAACAAAUCACCCCAUCUAAAGUUGAGCAACUACUUAGUGCAGAAAGGGACUUACGCAAAGCUAAAAUCAUAUUUGAUUCCGCAAGCGCGGAAUACAGCAAUGGUUUUAGGCAUGAUCACACCACGUUUGGCGUCAUGAUCUCUAAAUUAGUCUCCGCCAAUGAGUUUAGGCCCGCGGAGGAAAUGCUUAAUAGAAUGAAGGAAGAGAAGUGCAGAAUUACUGAGGAGAUAUUCCUUUCAAUUUGCAGAGGCUAUGGCCGGGUUCAUAUGCCAUUAGAUGCCAUCAGGGUUUUUCAUAAAAUGAAUGACUUUGGGUGCAAACCCACUGACAAGUCUUACAUCAGUGUAUUUGCUAUUCUUGUUGAAGAGAAUCAGUUAAAGGUUGCGUUGAGUUUUUAUAAGUAUAUGAGGGAAAUGGGUGUUCGGCAGAGUGUUGUUUCGCUUAAUGUUUUGAUUAAAGCCCUUUGUAAGAAUAGCGGAACGAUUGAUGCUGCUUUUGAGAUAUUUCGUGAGAUGCCAAAACGCGGGUGUGAUCCGGAUUCGUAUACGUAUGGUACGCUAAUUAAUGGUUUGUGUAAGUUGGGUAAGACUUUUGAAGCCAAGGAGUUGUUUAAAGAGAUGGAUACAAAAGGAUGUUCACCGUCCGUUGUCACGUACUCUUGUUUGAUGCAUGGCUUGUGCCAGGCUGGUAACGUGGAUGAAGCUAUGGGAUUGUUUGAUAAGAUGAAGAAAAAAGCCAUUGAGCCAAAUGUGUUUACCUAUAGUUCUUUAAUGGAUGGUCUUUGCAAGAAUGGGGGUUCUUUAGAAGCCAUGGAGCUACUAGAGAUGAUGGUCAGGAAGCGCCAUAAGCCUAAUAUGGUAACCUAUAGUACGUUAAUUAAUGGGCUCUGUAAAGAAGGAAAACUUGCUGAAGCUGUGGAGACUCUUGACAGGAUGAAGCUUCAGGGAUUGAAACCAGAUGCAGGGCUCUAUGGAAAAAUCAUAAAUGGGUUCUGCAAUAUUCGCAAGUUCCAGGAGGCUGCAACCUACCUUGAUGAGAUGGUUCUAGGGCAGAUCUCACCAAACCGAGUAACUUGGAGCCUUCAUGUUAAGCUUAAUAAUAUGGUAGUCCAAGGCCUUUGUACAAAUGGCAACCUGAAUAGAGCCUUUCAGUUGUACAUAGGUAUGCGCACUAGGGGUAUCUCAAUUGAUGCUGGGACCUUUGAUUCUCUUGUGAAAUGUUUCUGCAAGAAAGGGGACUUGCAUAAAGCUGCUCGCAUUUUUGAUGAGAUGGUGCUCGAUGGAUGUGUUCCUGACGAUGGAAUAUGGAGUGCUGUGGUUGGUGGAUUUUGGGAUAGAAGAAAGGUCCGGGAAGCUUUUGAGUCGAUAGUGGUUGAACUAAUGAAUGAAUUUGUUGAGCAUGUAUAGAAAAUGAUAACGAAGAUUUAUGAAUUAGUAAGCACACUUGGCCCUAGUCUUCUUGUUCCAAUCACAGAAAACUCUCAUGUUGUUUUUCCUUCCUUCAAAAAUAAAGUUUCCAUAUUCUCUUA